This is a messenger RNA of Ctenopharyngodon idella (grass carp), 4984 nucleotides long. Its product is annotated as NLR family CARD domain-containing protein 3-like. Gene Ontology annotation, molecular function: protein binding. Lineage: Eukaryota; Metazoa; Chordata; Actinopteri; Cypriniformes; Xenocyprididae. The record is from RefSeq and is a predicted model, not a curated record. Bases 264 to 3248 code for a protein of 994 amino acids. The transcript is spliced from 8 exons.
UUAGUGGAGUUACAAAACAAGACACACCUUAACCAGGUAGAAACGAAAGUAAAAGAAGAGGAAGAAGAGACGCCAUUUCGAGGCUUUAAACAUGUUAACAUUGGGUGAUUAAACAGCCACAUAUUUAGAGCCCUUGCCUUGCCCAAUCCAGUUGGUCAUGUUUUCCCCACGGGGUAGUUUUGUUUAAUAAAAAGGCCAUCUCUGCAUUCUUGUGUCCUCAUCUCAUCCCUUCGCCCACACCCUGACAGUAGAAGAACACUAAAAUGAGUUUACCCUCUGGAUCCAGUGAUGGAACAGUGACCUCUGACCCCAGUAUCAGCAGGAGGAAGAGAAAGAGAUCAGAGUCUCCAGAUCCCAGCGGUGUGUCUCUGAAGAGUAACAGAUCCAUGAUUCAUCCCCCUUUUUUCAGUGAUGAACCAGUGACCUCUGACCCUUUCAGGGGGGAGAUACCUGGCCUGAUCAGAUCUGAGCCAUCCUCUACAUCACACUAUCAGACUCGCAUCAGGCAGGACAAAACUGAAGCAGUCCUGCAGACACACACACUGGAGACUGAAGACCUGCAGAGAGUCAAAGACCAGCACAAAACCAGCAUGAAGAACAAGUAUGAGAGAUUAUUUGAGGGAACCAAACUCCAAGAGAAUGAAACCCUCCUGAACAGGAUCUACACACAGCUCUACAUCAUAGAGGGAGAGAGAGAAGGAGUGAAUGAAGAACAUGAGGUUUUACAGAUGGAGAAAACAGCCAGAACACAACACUCACAAGACACUCCAAUCUACUGCAAUGACAUCUUUAAAGCCUCACCUGAACCAGGAUGUGAGGAGAAAGACCAAAUCAAGACUGUUCUCACUAAAGGCAUCGCUGGAAUCGGAAAAACCGUCUCUGUGCAGAAGUUCAUUCUGGACUGGGCUGAGGGAAAAGCCAAUCAGGAUGUAGAUUUCAUGUUUGUGCUUCCAUUUCGAGAGCUGAACUUGAUCCGAGAUCAUCAGUACAGUCUUCACAGACUUCUGCUGGACUUUCAUCCUGAACUUCAAGAUCUGGACUCAAAGAUUUAUGAGGAGUGUAAAGUUGUGUUCAUCUUGGAUGGUCUGGAUAAAAGUAGAAUCACACUGAUGUUUUCAGAUGCUCAGAAAGUUUCUGAUGUGACUGAGACUUCAUCAGUGGGUGUGUUGAUGUCAAACCUCAUCAAAGGAGAGCUGCUUCCCUCUGCUCUCAUCUGGAUCACCUCCAGACCAGCAGCAGCAAAUCAGAUCCCCUCCAAAUACAUCAACCGUCUGACAGAAAUUCAGGGAUUCAAAGAGCCUCAGAUAGAGGAAUAUUUCAGGAAGAGAAUCUGUGACAAACAUCAAACCAGCAGAAUCAUCUCACACAUCAGAAGAGCAAGAAGCCUCCACAUCAUGUGCCACAUACCUGUCUUCUGCUGGAUCUCAUCCACUGUGCUUCAAAAGCUUCUGAAAGAAGAUCUGAGUGCAGAAAUCCCUCAAACUCUGACUGAAAUGUACAUCCACUUCCUUCUGAUUCAGAUCAACAUGAGGAAUCAGAAGUAUGAAGAGAGAGAUCCAGAGAAACUGCUGCAGUCCAACAGAGAAGUGAUUGUGAAACUUGCUGAAGUGGCUUUCAAACAGCUGAUGAAGGGCAAUGUGAUGUUCUAUGAGGAGGACCUGAGAGAGAGCGGCAUAGACGUCACUGACGCCUCAGUGUAUUCUGGGAUUUGCACUGAGAUAUUCAAAGAGGAAUCUGUGAUUCAUCAGAAGAAAGUCUACAGCUUCAUUCAUCUGAGCGUUCAGGAGUUUCUUGCUGCUCUCCAUGUAUUCUACUACCAUGUGAAUACAACUAUGGAGAAUCUGAAGAAUUUUUUAUCAUUACAAAAUCUACUCAAAGGUGCAGUAGAUAAGGCUCUUGAGAGUGAGAAUGGACACCUGGAUCUGUUCCUGCGGUUCCUGCUGGGUGUCUCACUGGAGUCCAAUCAGAGGCUCUUACAGGAUCUACUGACACACACAGAGAACAGCUCAGAGAGCAUCAGGAGAACCACACAGUACAUUAAAGAGAAGAUCAAAGAUGGACAUGGACUCUCCACUGAAAGAUCCAUCAAUCUGUUCCUCUGUCUGCUGGAAGUGAAAGAUCAGACUCUGUCCAGAGAGAUUCAGGAGUUGGUGAAAUCAGACAAACACUCAGAGAAGAAACUCUCUCCUGCUGAUUGCUCAACAAUCGCCUACAUGCUUCAGAUGUCAGAGGAGGUGCUGGAUGAGCUGGACCUCAAGAAAUACAACUCAUCAGAUGAGGGGAGAAGAAGACUGAUACCAGCUGUGAUCAACUGCAGAAAGGCUCUACUUGCUGACUGUAAUCUCACUGCUCAGGAUUUUGAAAUUGUGUCAUCAGCUCUACAGUCAUCAAGCUCUGUCCUGAGAGAGCUGGACCUGAGUAACAAUGACCUGCAGGAUUCUGGAGUUUAUCUGCUCUCUGAUGGACUGAAGAGUCCAAACUGUCAGCUGGAGAUACUGAGGUUGUCUGGCUGUAUGGUGACAGAGGAAGGCUGUGGUUAUGUGUCUUCAGCUCUGAGUUCAAACCCCUCACACCUGAGAGAGCUGGAUCUGAGCUACAAUAACCCAGGACAAUCAGGAGUCAAGCUGCUCAAUGACAAACUGAAGGAUCCAAACUGCUCACUGCAGAUUCUCAAUUUGGACCAUGGAGGACAUCUCAGGAUCACACCAGGACUGAGAAAAUAUGCCUGUGAUCUCACGCUGGAUCCAAACACAGCUCACACUCAACUCCUCCUGUCUGAGGACAACAGAGAGGUGACGAGAGUGAAAGAGCAUCAGCCGUAUCCUGAUCAUCCAGACAGAUUUGAGAACUGUGAGCAGGUUCUGAGUCGAGAGAGUCUGACUGGACGCUGUUACUGGGAGGUUGAAUGGAGUGGAUCGGGUCAUGUAGCAGUGGCAUAUAAAGGAAUAAAAAGGGAAGGUGGCAGUGACUGUCGGUUUGGACUCAGUGACAAAUCCUGGAAAAUUUACUGCUGUGAUGAUAAUUACUCGGUCUGGCAUGAGAAUAAGAGCACAAACAUUCCCUCAUCUUCAGCCCGCUCUAACAGAGUUGGAGUGUAUGUGGACGUGUCGGCCGGCACUCUGUCCUUCUACAGCGUCUCUGACACACACACACUCACACACUUACACACAUUCAACACCACAUUCACUGAACCCCUCUAUGCUGGAUUCAGGGUUCAUGAGGCCUCAGUGUCUCUGUGUCAGAUUUAACAUCCUCCUGUGAGGAACCACAGAGACAUCAGUGGAAGGCCAUUUCAAUGAAGAGGUUAUUGUUAUUAAUUCAAAUUGUGACGUUUGUGCAAUUGCAAGUUAAAAUUAAAAGCUAGUCUUGCCAUAGAUGUAAUUGAUAAGAUUAUAUAUUGUUUUGCUAAUAUGAAUGAAUUACUGGAAAUUCAGAAUAUUUUGUGAGGCUGUUCUGAUGCAGAUUAAUGCUUUUUAGGGUGCUUUCACACUUUAUUUCCCUAUUGCCUGGUCCAAACCUGAGUUCAAUUGCUCCCCCUCCAUCCUGCCCCUGCUGGACUGUGUUCAUUUUAUAUUAUUUGGGUCUGAACCGCGGUGCAUUUGUGCAGUCAAAUCAGCAGCUGUUUAACCUGUUGCUCGGUAACAACAGCACGAGGGAGGUGGCAAAAUGCAUAGUGUUCCUCAACUCACUUUUAUAUUUAGUUUUUUAACUGUUGGUUUUGUUUCUAGCACAUAAAAGCACUUGCAUCUAUCUGUCGAGAAUGCAAAUGUUCCAAAGUGUUCAAACAUUAUCUAAAGCACCCUUAAACUCUCCAUUAAACAGGACAGGUAAUUAUAAUAGUUAUAUCUAUUAUAUAUUCACAUGAGCUAGAUAAGCUACAAAAGGGUCUUUUUUUUUUCCUGAACAUUUCAUACCAUUUCAUAAUUUUUGAAUUUUCAAUCGUUUUACCGUCCCAAUUUUUGUCAGCCCUCCUCUGAAGGUUAUGAAGGUCUGUAGGUCACUGGUAUCAUGUAUUGUCUGUUACUCUGUGUGUGUUUCAGUGCAGACUUCAGUGAAUCAAAGGUGAUGAUCUGCAGAAACACUCUGGCUCUUCAUUUGGUGUGAUCUUAUAAAAGCUACUGUAGAUGUCCUCACUGUUUCAGAUGAUCCACAGACUCAAUUUCAUCCUGCUGGAUUGUCACAACCUGUUACUGUUAAUGUGUUUUCUCUCUGUUCAACUGAUUAUGUAGGUAACAUCCCUUCUUAAAAUGUAAAUUCUGUCAUCAUUUACUCACCCUUAAAUUGUUCCAAACCUGUAUGAAUUUCCUUGUUCUCCUGAACACAAAGGAAGAUAUUUUGAAGAAUGUUUGUAACCAAACAGAUCUGGGGCACCAUUGACUUCCAUGGUAUUGUUUUUUUUUUCUACUAUGGUAGGUAAUGAUGCCCCAGAUCUGCUUCUUUUUAAAAACAUUCUUCAAAAUAUACAGGUUUGGAUCAAUUUGAGGAUGAGUAAAUGAUGACACAAUUUUCAUUUUUGGGUGAACUAUCCCUUUAAUGAUUGAUUAUAACUGUAAUGACAAACUUUUGCCGCACUAAAAUUGAAUUCAUGUUUUGUUGUCAUUUUUUUUUUCUGUUGUCUUUGCAAAAUGUCUGCUAGCUAAAAAUCUAAGCAGUUUGUGUUGCUACUUUGACAUGUUACAUUUUAUAUUUAUCUGUAUUUAUGUAAACAUUAAACAUUGAGAUGAUGCAGUGAUUUAGUGUGUGAUUAAAGCAUGUGUCUGUGGACAGACGUCACAUAUUUACACAAGCUAAAUAUGAAUAAGCUAAAUUUAAGUUACAAUUAAUGGCAAAAUAUAAAUGUACAUGACUGAAUCAAGCUGACUUCAUUAGGUUGUAUUAGCGAAAGUAACUUUAGGGUGAAAAUGUCUCUUUACUGUAACAUCUGCACAGUGUAACACUGGGUUACUGGUUUUCUUCAAUAAAUCUUUGCACAUUGUGAAUCACA